Capsicum annuum is the source of this 935-nucleotide messenger RNA. Its product is annotated as non-specific lipid transfer protein GPI-anchored 11. The coding region runs from base 117 to 671 and encodes 184 amino acids. Gene Ontology annotation, molecular function: lipid binding. Gene Ontology annotation, biological process: lipid transport. The transcript has 3 exons. The record is from RefSeq and is a predicted model, not a curated record. Lineage: Eukaryota; Viridiplantae; Streptophyta; Magnoliopsida; Solanales; Solanaceae.
AUUCUCUUUUUACGCAAUUUAUACCCACAUUCCAACCUUCUCUUUGCACUCUCCAACUUUCUCCGAAAAAAUAAAAGUCCCAACCAAAAGAACUCUCUCUUCUUCUUCACCACAAUAUGUCUAUCAAAAUGACCCCAUUUGCUCUUUUUUUCCUCAUUACAAUAUGCACUUUAUCAUCUACUACCGUAGAAUCAGCAUCUCGUUCAGCCCCUGCACCAGCAGUGGACUGCAACAACUUGGUACUUAACUUGGCUGACUGUUUGUCUUUUGUUACUAAUGGAAGUACUGAGACGAAACCACAAGGUACUUGCUGUUCAGGCCUUAAAAUGGUGUUGAAAACUGAUGCUGAGUGUCUCUGUGAAGGCUUUAAGAACAGUGCUCAGUUAGGUGUUGUUCUUAAUGUUACUAAAGCUAUGUCUCUUCCUGCUGCUUGCCAUGUAUCUGCUCCUUCUGUUAGUAACUGUGGAUUGAGUACUGACACUGGAGCUGCUCCUGCUCUUUCUCCAGUUGCUGGAUCACCAACCAUGUCGGCAGUUGCUCCAACCACCGCUGAGGGGGUGAAUGGGGGUGCUCCAGUGCCAUCUCCAGGAAGCUCCGAUUCUACUACACUUGCUCUAUCAGUCGGGCAAUUGGUUCUGACUGUGGUAGUUGCAGUUUUCUGCUGGUUCUAAGCACAUUCGAUGAUCAUGUUUCUCCAAUCACAUUUUCUAGGAGCGCGAUUUGCGGGAGGGCAGCACAGAUUUCUUUUUAUGUUUUUUUCAUUGAACUUUCCUAGUGGGUGUACUCUAAUUUUAUCUAUUGUAGAGGUAGGUAAUUUUAUGAGACCAGCGUAAAUAGGUAUGACACUGCCGUGUCACGUUGUUUUGUCAUGAGGUUCUUAUUUGGGUGAUACUCUAUUAUUUUCUGGUCAAAUCUAUGUUCUUGCUCCAUUUAAA